Cannabis sativa is the source of this 1450-nucleotide messenger RNA. Its product is annotated as MADS-box transcription factor 23. Gene Ontology annotation, molecular function: protein dimerization activity; RNA polymerase II cis-regulatory region sequence-specific DNA binding; DNA-binding transcription factor activity, RNA polymerase II-specific. Lineage: Eukaryota; Viridiplantae; Streptophyta; Magnoliopsida; Rosales; Cannabaceae. Gene Ontology annotation, biological process: positive regulation of transcription by RNA polymerase II. Gene Ontology annotation, cellular component: nucleus. The coding region runs from base 355 to 1149 and encodes 264 amino acids. The transcript is spliced from 9 exons. The record is from RefSeq and is a predicted model, not a curated record.
UUGAUUCACUAUAAUACGUGUCGACUUUUCCGAGCGAGUAGAAAAACAUAUGCGCGUGGAGAUUAAGGAAAACCAGGAAGUGGUUUUUUGAAGCCUAAAAUGAUAGCUCUUAGUAUUUAGUUUCCAAAAAUAAGAGGUUUUUUGUACCUGCAACAAAAGACUUCCUUAAUAUUUCCACAAAAAGCAUAAAUUUUUAUUUAUUUUUUCUUUCUCUUUAUAGCUCUCCUCUCUUAACAAAAAAAAAAAAAAAACUUUCCUCUUCCCUCUUCCAGCCUACAUUCCAAGAAAAAUCUUGCAGAUAAUAAGAGUGAGAGAUUAAUUAUUAGAUCAAGGGUUAAUUAAUAAUAAUUAAUAAUGGGGAGAGGUAAGAUUGUGAUAAGAAGGAUUGACAAUUCAACAAGUAGACAAGUAACUUUCUCAAAGAGAAGAAAUGGUUUACUUAAGAAGGCUAAAGAGCUUUCUAUUCUAUGUGAUGCUCAAGUUGGUCUUAUUAUUUUCUCAAGUACUGGCAAGCUUUAUGACUAUUCAAGUUCCAGCAUGAAAUCUGUUAUUGAGCGUUACAACAAAAUGAAAGAGGAACAUCAUCAAUUGUUGAAUCCUAUUUCAGAAGUAAAGUUUUGGCAAAGAGAAGCAGCAACACUUAGGCAACAACUACAGUAUUUGCAAGAAUGUCACAGACAAUUAAUGGGGGAAGAACUUUCUGGCUUGAGCACCAAAGAUUUGCAAAAUUUAGAAAACCAACUCGAAAUGAGUUUGAAAGGUAUUCGUACCAAAAAGGACCAAAUAUUAACUGAUGAAAUAAGAGAACUAAACAAAAAGGGAAAUCUCAUUCAUCAAGAGAAUAUAGAAUUAUAUAAGAAGGUAGACCUACUUCAAAAAGAAAAUAUGGAACUCCAAAUCAAGGCUUAUGGAGCAAGUGACAUGAUAAAUGAUAUCAAUAGAAGCUGUAGUACUACAAUGGGAUAUAGUAGUGUUGUUAGCAACAAAUAUGAUCAUGCACAACAACCAACCAUCCAUCUCCAAUUAAGUCAACCUCAACAACAAUUGCACUCAGAAUCUCAGUCUAAUAAUCUUCAACCAUCUCAUCAUGAUCACAACAAUAAAACUACUCCACCAAAACCAAUGAUUCUAGGAUUAAAACUGCAAUAGCAAAGUUAUAUUUGACUAUUUGUAGAAGAAGAUGAGUAGUGUUAUGAUGAAAAAGGCAUGCAAAAGAGUACUGAGAGUGGAAAUCAAAUCUUUGCUAUAGCUACCUAUCUUGUACUUCAGAACUACUGAGGAAAAUGACAUUUUUCAUCUAUACCAGAAGUUUUGGAAUUAUGUAUAUGUUCCUUUUAUAAUUAUGUGUAAUGGUAUGUGCAUACAAAUUAUAUUAUGCAACAAAAUAUUACAUUUGUAGUAAUAUGACAGUUUAUGGUAACUAAUUAUGUUUACUUUAGAUGAAAUACAC